Messenger RNA from Marchantia polymorpha subsp. ruderalis, 5085 nucleotides. NCBI's taxonomy places the organism in Eukaryota, Viridiplantae, Streptophyta, Marchantiopsida, Marchantiales, Marchantiaceae. The record is from the annotation of a GenBank genome assembly.
GCCUGUGCUCUGUUUCUAAAGAGGAGGUGGUUUUUUUUUUCCCCUCUUCCUGUGGGGCGAUCACAUCAACAUCACGGCUUACGUCGAUUCCAAACUUUGAAGCCGGAGUUGGAGUCUUGUACACUGGAAGGGAGCCAAUUUAUUUUACAUUCGGUAGCGAGCAAGUUUACAAGGAGUUGCGAAACCUAAGUCGGGACUACUGUUGUUCUUCCGCUCAUUUGGCAAUCGCUGAACGUCUACUCAUGUGCGGUCUGAUUCUACAGUGGCAAAAGACGAGUUUUGUAUAGGUUCUCAUGCAAGUAUUAUGCAGUCUGAUGAUGAGAAUGUUACAGUGGGUCAGAAACAUAGUUGUAAGGUGGCCAUCAGGGACCUUGAAGCAGGACUUUAUAUUGACAACAUAUCUUACAUGGAUGAAGAAGAAAAACUUGAUGUGGACAUAUGUAAAGAUGAGAACAAUCCAGAUCAUGUGGAAGCCACGCAUGAGGAUAAAGAAGUUCUCUUGAACGCUGAGAACAAGCCCGGGGUCGAUUUACUUGAGAAGGAAGCUGAAGUUCAUGGGCUUCGGAAGCGACGAGUGGCGAAGGUGGACACAGUAAGAUCAGUUGUCACCGGUGAUUCCGCAUUCGGAAGAAUGCCAGAAGAGGAGCGCCGAGGUGCGGCAAUCGCGAAUCGUAUGAAAGACGUACCUUUUGAAAGUGGCCCAGAGACGAAACAGAAGCCCUUAGACAAGAAAACAGGGAAGCAGGCUAAGGGCUCAGUGAAACCAGCUGGAAGGCGUGGUAGUGAUGGUCCACCUCUCGAGGAUUUCAGAGUGAAGGAAGAUGCAGAAACAAAUAGGAAGGUGCACGAAUCUCUUGAUAAUUUUAUUAGACAGACAAUCCGAUGUGAGCCAUACAUGACCUUCUCAGGGAGACCGGGGGAUAAGCCUUUACAGCGUCUCAGGUCUGAUGUAUUUGAGAAUCAUGUUGGAGGGAAGUUUGGACGGGGAUUUAAAGUUGAGGGUGGCUCAGACGCCAGGGAUAUUAUUGCUGAAGAUAAUAUUAGCACCGAUGGUCUCACAAGUGAUGUAGAUGGCCUAAAAGAAACGCCUCUCAGCGGAUCCAAGGGAAUUGGUGGUCUCGGUAGGGGACCUCAACAUUCCCUGAAAGUCCCGCCAGGAGUUGUUGCCUUCACCCAGGCGGCUGCGAAAGGCACUGAUCUUCCCGGAUGGCCGUUAUCAUCUCCCUCUAAAAUGACUUUGACGAAAUGUGAUAAAUGUUCUCGAGAGUUUUGCUCGAGUCUCAAUUAUCGAAGACACGUGAGAGUGCACAGGAAAACUCUCACCGAGAAGAAGGACCUAAGCAAAGAGAGGUCAAAAGUUGCAGAAUUUUGGGACAAGUUAACACCAGAGCAGGCCAGUGUUAUUGUAAACUAUGAGAAUAUGGAAAUAGAGGAUUUAUCAGGAAAUUCGUUACUUAAAGCCCUGGCGGGUUUUAUACAACAACCUGGCAUGCCUUCGAUGCCAUCAGGACUCAUGAAGGCAGGGUCAGCACUUCUUGAUAUAGUACAAAACAAGCCAUCAGUGUACCCUCUCCCCUCCGAACGACUUCUCAGCAUUUUAGAUGAUGCCAGCGAGAAGACGUUUCUUACUGGAGGAGCGUCUGGUACCUACCCUCGCGUUGUAUUUAAUGGCGAUGCUGGGAAAGUUGGAUUAGAGGAGAAAAAUCUUGUCGCUUCCAUGGGCUUUCAUGUCGAAUUGAGACUGGUUAAAGCGUGGAUGGCCGAUAAGGAAGCUGAAGCUUUGCGAAACCAACAAGCGCUAUUUAAGGAGGAGGAGGCUGCACAACAAAAACGGGCAAAACUCCUUGAAAAAAGGCGAAUGAAGAAGAUCCGGCAAAAGGAGCGCAAAGUCACGGCUUCACAACUGGUUCAGGAGUUGGAGAACGAAUCCUUGGACGAUGAGGGUAACAUUCCUGGAGUGGAGGAGGAUGAUUCCCCAACAGCUACAGGGUCCAGUGUUUCGUCUCUUGUUUCCGCCCAUGAUCUAGCAAUGCCAGGAACCUCUGACCUAGAUAUGAAUGAGGAUAUAGGACAGGUAGAAGGAAGAGAUGAACAACCCGGCCUAGCGGGGGAACCAGUUAUAGAAAGGAACAAAGUCAGAGAGGAGGAUACUGUGCAACUCCCUAAAGACAUAUCUUCACCCGGUGGAAUAGGGAAAUCUAUGUUUUACAAUCCAGAGGAUUCUUCAGAUUCUUUCGUUUCGGUUAGUAGGAAGGGUGAUUACCACUCUUUUGACCACACUGUAAAGGACAAAGAAAUCCUCUCUAGAAAUUUAGAAGAGGCAGUUCAGGAUAUUGAUAGAGACUCCAGAAUGGCUCAACAAGUAACAUACAAUCGUAGUGGGAGGCCAGCCGAUGUGCAGACAGGUCUGCACAGUCGCAAGGGUGAUCAAGAGAGAAUAACCUCAGACUUUAGAAGGCGUGAGUCUGACAGAUCUGUUGUAGAGAGGAAACCUUUGAGGAUUAGCAGGGACAGGACAAGAAUUGAGUAUCCGGAGGUAUUCCAAAAGCCUGGAAGAGACACUAAAGGUUAUGACACAAGAUAUGUGGACGGUCCUUCGCAAUCCACAUUCAAACCUGUCAGGAAAGCGAAUUCUUUCGCUUUAAAGAGUGACUCUGGGACUUCUGAUUUGGCUGUUCUUUCAAGAACCCAGCAGUAUCGAAGUAAGCCUCCAGGUAUGCAUCGUACGACGCAUACGCCGAUUGCAGGUAAUGGUCAAGUUGUUUGGACCAGAAAGGUUUCCCAACCAGCCGUUGUGGAAUUAUGCAAGGACAGAAAGGAGGAGGUUAUCCAAGAUGAUAAGUUGGCCAACAAUUCUCUCACUUGUCACGAAUGGGAGCUACAAAUAGAGUUGACAGACGCUGUAGAGCUGGCCUCGGAAUCUACAGGUGCUCCAGAGGUUGUGAAACCGGAUAGGGAAGAUACAGAGACGAAGGAAGCCACAACUACUUCAGCUAUAUUGGACGUGAAGCCUGGAAAUGAAUUGAAGGCAGGGGGAUUGGCUGAGGAUACCACCUUCGUCUUUGGGCAGAAGGAACUCGAUAACGAUGAUGACACAAUGUAUAGCGGUGCACUUUUGGUUGGAUCUCUCAGUGUGCCCAUCGGUAAAUUUGCCACAGAAAAAUUUGGCCAGUCCAGGAACUAUCGAGCUUUCCGUUCUGCCUCAGAUCUUUUGCCUGAUUUAGCAUUGAGUCCAGCUCCUGAUGGGGAAGGAAAUGAUCUGGGAGUGAGACCUCAGCCUUCAGUUCAGCCAGAUGAUGCGUCGUUGUGUAUCCCUCGUUUGAAGCUUACUGUACCCGAAAGCUCCGAUGGGCCCAGCGAAAAUGUUGGAAGCGAUUUGCCAGUUCCUGUCGUUAGGCCCAACCUAGGUUUUGAUCAAGGCUUAAAGCUGAAGCCCCAGUCACCUACGUCUAUUCCAGACAGAGCAGAAAGUGGACGUCCUCUUGCUUUGCCUCCUGGACAGGAUCGACUUGCAGUGAAACCAGGCUCUUGGCAGACUUCUGCCGGUCGCUAUGUUACUGCAAAAGUGUGGCGUGCUGUGGGUCUGGUCGGCGAAAGGCAAGAUGCUGUUCCUGGAGUGGCGAGUGCAGGAGAUGGCGAGGCAAGAAUUCUCCAGGAAGAAACGGAUACUUUAGAUGGAAAUGGAGCUGAUGGGUUGCUGGUCAAGAAAGAUGCAGAGAUGCAAAGCCGUGAUGAUGACGCCUCUGUUGUUUUGGACUCCAAUUCUGUGGAGUACAGUGGUGACCAGGCUUUUCACACUAGUACGCAGAUUACAUCCAGGCCUGUGGAUUCUGAGGCAGAUGUUCCCUCGAACGGAGCUACACAGAGCUCAUUUGUUCCAGUGACUGAAGAUGGUGCAGAUACUGCAGCCCUGGUUUCGGAUCUCUGUUCUUUAUCUGUUUUCUUGGAAGUCGCGGAAAGGUUUUUGAGUGAAAGAUGGAGAGUAGCAAUUGCUCAAGCAUCUCCGGAUGAAUAUGUGGACUAUUCGGCGGAAGGAAUAUCAAAAGUAGCUGAAGUCUGCAAUAUGACGGAAAUGUUAUCACAACAGCUGUCUGGUAAGGGCAUGAGGCACCAUUCAGGUGCAGACCCUUUGCCUUGUUCAUCUUCCUCUGUUGUGACUCAGUCGUUGGGGAAGACUGCCCAUGAUGGGGGCGUGUUUUUGUCCAGGAUCUUCAACGACUCUGAUCAAACUGGUAUGGAAGAUGUAAGUCAUCAAACGACACAUGAUGAUCAACGGCUGGAUGGAGCAGGUUCCCAGGAGUGCCGUAUGCCUCAAGUGCUUUCAUCAGAGGAGGAUUCCGGAAUGAGGGAUUCACUGUCCUCUCCUAUUGAUUGUGAGCAGUUUAUCAGUGGGACUGAGAACUUUAGAAGUUACAUUGGGUCUGCGGCUCAGGUGGGAAGGGUACAUGGAUCCGAGAGACAUUCUGAAUCAAGAGGAGGUGGAGGGGGGAGUUUAGGUUAUUCGCAUGCAAGGCACUCAAGUAGUAGGCAAGAAAGAUGGUAUCGAAAUCCCCGGGACAGGUUUCCAGAACAAAGAUACAUGCCUCGCAGGCGGGCUCCAGUGGAGAAGAAUUGCUGAGAUGACGGAUUCUGAUGAAGUUAUGUUUGACAAAUUUGGGCUUUGUGGACAUGUUGUGUAGUUUCUCCUCCCCUGUUUGCCAUGAUUCUUUGGAUGGGCAUUGCCAUUGCAAUGACCCGUUGUGUCAAUAGAGUAUUCAUCAUGACAGGUGUGCAUUGAUGCAGCAGGUGCAUCCAUUUGUAGGUUAUGUGAGUCCCUAAAUCAACACGUCGGAGUGUAGUCCUCAGCUCAUAUUGCUAGAUGUAUCCACUCUAGUAUUUCCUGCGAGGACUGUGUAGCAAGCAGGUUUUCGGCUUUUGCUGUAGGAGGCCUGUGCCCACAGUCCUAUGUGAAGAAGAUAGUGGCCACGGGUUCCCUCCGCAGAUAGCAGAAUGAAUCUCUUUCCUUUAGGGGUUCUCUGUAUUAGUCACUGGCGGCAUGUACAUAUUUUAGAAGGAAGAGUAAGAAAACUAGUCAAUUUUUGUGCC